This is a messenger RNA of Diachasma alloeum, 1979 nucleotides long. RefSeq lists its product as uncharacterized. Lineage: Eukaryota; Metazoa; Arthropoda; Insecta; Hymenoptera; Braconidae. Bases 293 to 1216 code for a protein of 307 amino acids. The record is from RefSeq and is a predicted model, not a curated record. The transcript is spliced from 2 exons.
UUCAUUUUCGGAAAGGAUACACAUUCAAAAGUAUUGUGUAAAAUUUUUAGAAUAUUUGGAGAUGUCUAACUAUGACUAACUCGGACAUUUUCUUGACCGCGGGACGCAACUGACCUGCAGCCCUCUUACUACCUGUGCGCGCUCGGCCGACCCGUCUCUUGUCUAAUCCGCUUUCUGUUUCCAUUCAUUCAAACAGCUGCUCAGUUCGGUUUUCGUUAGAUUUUUGAGAAGCGGCAUCAGUUUUCUCUCCGAGGUUGAACAAGCAACAUCAGUACGCACACUAUUUUUCAUUAUGGACCAAAAAUCUACAAAAUACGGAAAAUCCCGUCCUGGUAGACCAGGUAAAAAACGCAAGUUUCAAGGAAACCAGCACAGUGAUGAACGCGGAAGUCGUGAAACAAAUAUAUCAGGUCAUUUUCUCGAGGUAGGAGUGAAAGAUGAGAUCGGUGAUGAUCCAGAGCUGGUACACGAGGAAUUUGUCAUCGGAGGUGAAGAGCAUAAUGUCCAGAAUGGCUCUACCACGAGCACCGGCUGUUGUAUCAACUUAUGGACCCCCGAAGCCACCCACUGCUUAAUAACACUCUACAAAAAGUAUAUCAACGAAGUGGGACGACCGCCGAUGAGAAGCAUGAAGGACAUGUUUGAAAAAAUAUCGGGUGAAUUGCGAGUCCUGGGCCAUGAUUAUUCGACUCAAAAGGCGGAGAACAAGUGGAGAGUUUUGGAGAGGAAGUACAAGAGGCAUGAAGCUAUGAUGGAAAAAACUGGGGGAAGAAUUCCCACUAAAUUGCGAAGGAGUAUGUAUUUCGAGCAUAAACAGGAAUUGGAUGAUAUUUUCGGGCCAAUUGCUACAACUGCCAAAAUACCAGCAAUUGGUACUAACGCUGAGACGAUGGAAAGUAUUGAGAAGGUAACGCAGGCAGAGGACGAUGGUUUACCUGAGAGUCAACCUGAUGAUAAAUCAUCUGGGGAUUUUAAUGCCAAAAUCAUAGAAAAAGUUGUAGACAGACUGUCAUCACGUUUAGUAAUAUACUUUGCCCAGAUGGAGAAAAAUAAUGAGAGGAGACAUGAGGAAAUUACCGCUAUAAGACUGAACGAAUUGGAGAUACAGAAACAGAUGUUGGAAGUUAAGAGAGAGGAACUUGAGCUCAAAAAACGGCAGAUGAAUCUCGGUAAAGAGGGAGAGGUGAACCCGAUUGAAGAAACUAUUUUAUCCUGAAUAUUUUUUAUGAAUUGAAUAAUCGAUUAAUUUGUGUUGUAUAUAUCAAUAAAUUGUUACAUAUAAGUAUUAGGGUGGCCGUUAGGGCAUCCGUUCCGGAAUUUUCCAUGUGUCGCCCCCUCAAAAGACUCGAAAUAAAUAUAAAAAAAUCCUCGAAAUUUCAGCUCUUUACCUCAGUUCUAAAACGCCCCCCGAGAGCCUUAUUUUUUCCCAUAAGAAUAACACGGGAUUUUCAUUGAAAAUUUGAAUCUAUUACCCCCCUCCCCCUGUUAUGUAAUUAAAAAAUUUAUAAUCAUGGAAAAUUAUUGAGCAAAUGAACUACUUUAGACAGAAAUUUUUCGUUUUUUGUUCACAUCGUAUAGAGAGCAAUUAUUAUGAGAAACGUUAUUCUCGUGUUAUUCUUAUGAAAAAAACAAGGCUUUUGGUGGCGUUUUAGGAUUGAGAUCGAUCUGAAAUUUUUAGAGAAUUUUUUAAAAUGAUUUGUUUAUUUCGAGCGUUUUAACGAGAUGACACGUCAAAAAUUCCUAACGGGCACUCUAAUAAAUACGUUUAGCAUAGAAAGAAAGUUGUUCCGAAUUGAUUUUUUUUUCUUUAUAAAAUUAGCUUUUAAAUAGAUAAAUUAAUUCUAAUAACUCUGACUAUAUUUAUUGAAUAUUUUUUUAGUACACGUGUUGAAAAUUGUAGAAUACCAACAGAUUAUGUUUGAAUAUUCACCUGGAAUUUUUUUCAAUCUUUACCAUUUAAUAAAUGCGUUUAUUUAACA